AUGAAGAAUAGCUCUGCCAACAGCCCUGCGAGCAAGCCUAUGAGGAAUAGCCCUGCCAACGGCCCUGCGAGCAAGCCUGCGAGGAAGCCUGCGAGGAACAGCCCUGCUAACAGCCCUAUAAGCAAGCCUAUGAAGAAUAGCUCUGCCAACAGCCCUGUAAGCAAGCCUAUAAGGAAUAGCCCUGCCAACAGCCCUACGAGCAAGCCUGCCACCGGCCCUGCUACAACCCGGGUCGCCGCGCAGCGACGGUGCGCGCACGUGACGCACACCCAUUACUGGGGCCGCUGA
Aspergillus saccharolyticus JOP 1030-1 is the source of this 288-nucleotide messenger RNA. RefSeq lists its product as uncharacterized. The transcript has 2 exons. The coding region runs from base 1 to 288 and encodes 95 amino acids. Lineage: Eukaryota; Fungi; Ascomycota; Eurotiomycetes; Eurotiales; Aspergillaceae. The record is from RefSeq and is a predicted model, not a curated record.